This is a messenger RNA of Candoia aspera, 1538 nucleotides long. RefSeq names its product solute carrier family 2, facilitated glucose transporter member 5-like. Gene Ontology annotation, biological process: monosaccharide transmembrane transport. Gene Ontology annotation, molecular function: hexose transmembrane transporter activity. NCBI's taxonomy places the organism in Eukaryota, Metazoa, Chordata, Lepidosauria, Squamata, Candoiidae. Gene Ontology annotation, cellular component: plasma membrane. Bases 10 to 1533 code for a protein of 507 amino acids. The transcript has 11 exons. The record is from RefSeq and is a predicted model, not a curated record.
AGGCCGCUGAUGACCAUGACCCUCGUCCUGACGUUCGGGUCCUCUCUCCAGUACGGUUACAACCUCUGGGUGGUGAACCAUCCUGCGGCAAUUAUCAAAGAGUUCCUCAACGCCACUUACAAGGCCAGGAAGAAGGAGAACAUCCAGCCCAAUCUUCUGAAUUUUCUGUAUACCUUGACCACAUCCAUCUAUUCCCUGGGGGGCGUCAUUGGGUCUGUUAUGGCUUACCCGAUGGUCGAUACCUGCGGCAGGAAAGGUGCCCUGAUGAUAACUAACCUUUUAGCCAUCGCCUCUGCCCUCUUCAUGGGUUUUUCUACGAUAGUCCAGGCUUACGAAUACAUCAUCUUUUCGCGACUGAUCAGUGGGGUCUGCUCAGGCAUCUUCUCCUGCGCUGUACCCAUGUACCUUGCUGAAAUUGCUCCCCGAAGUUUGCGAGGGGCCACCAUCACAAUGGCCAUGGUGGCUGUGGCCACUGGGGUCCUGAUCUCGCAGAUCCUUGGUCUUCGGGAAAUCCUAGGUUCUAAAGAAAAGUGGCCCAUCUUGCUGAGCUUAAUGGGGUUUUUCGCGGCGUUUCAGCUCCUCGUUUUGCCCAAAUUCCCCGAAAGUCCUCGAUUUCUGUUGAUUCAAAGGAAGAACGAGGAGAAGGCUAGAAAAGUCUUGAGGGUCCUGCGAGCCAAGGAAGACGUAGAGGAAGAGAUAGAAGAGCUCAAUCAGGAGGAUAUAUGUGAGAUGGCGGAAAAGGAAAUGAAGGGGCUGAAGCUGCUCACCUUCAAAGGCCUCCGGUGGCAGAUGAUCUCUGUCGUCGUCCUGAUGGGUGGUCAGCAGCUCACGGGGGUCAACGCUGUGUUUUAUUACACGGGGAAGACCUACGAAAUGAUACAGCCGAGCAAGAACGAAGCCCAGUAUAUCAGCAUUCUCUCCUCUGUGUUUGUAAUCCUCACCUUACUAAUUGUGACCUACACCAUUGAUACCGUGGGGCGAAGGAUCUUAAUCCUCAUGGGAUUCAGCAGCUGUAGCACCCUCUGUGUCUUGCUAACCAUGACUCUCGAACCUCAGUCCACAGUGACCUGGAUGUCUUAUGUUUCUUCUUCUCUUCUCUUCCUCUUCUUCAUCAGUUACAUGUUGGGACCAGGUCCAUUGCCACAUGUGAUCGCAGCAGAACUGUUUCUUCAGUCGUCCCGAUCCACGGGGGUUGUGCUGGGUGGUUUUGUCUACUGGCUUCUAAAUUUUGUUACGGGGAUGGUGGUCCUUCAUAUAGAUAGGAAGAUCGGAACCUACACACUUCUUCUCUUCUGGCCUCUCUGCAUGGCUAGCUUUGUUUUUAUAUUCAGAUUCAUUCCUGAGACCAAAAACAAGACCUUUCUGGAGAUCCGGAGGCUUAUGGCUGUGCAGAUGGCCAAAAAAAUUCAGGUCCAAGGGCCCUAUGACCACCUAGGACAACAGAGGCAGUUGAUGAGGCUGAAUGGGAAGAGGCGCAGAAAACACAGGAACAUCCAGGACCCUUCCUUUGUCCCGUCCGUGCCCUCGAUUUGAAGAAG